UAUGUCGACAGUUUUACUUUUAGUAUUGACUGUCACAAUAAAAUUUCAAGUAAAAUGCAGAGCCAAACAUUGAAUUAAAUUGUUUUAAUCAGUCUAGAUCUAGAUCUGUAUAUUUUAAAAUUAUUUAAGCAAUAUUACUUCAUGAAAUUUUAACUUAAGAUUCAAAAUCUAACUUAAUAGAUAAUAAAUAAUGGAAAGUGUUGGCAGAAAAACCAAUAAAACUCGGAGAGAGACAGCCGUCCAAGGCACAAAUGACAGUAGUAUUGUGAGUAAAUGCUCUACAUCAUCAUGUGGUUAUUUUAAUGAUCCUUUUCUUCACUUCUUUGUCUCCAAGUUAAGUAGAAGAGCACCACUAAUACACAGAGGUUACUACAUUAGAGCUGUUGCCUUUGACAGAAUUGUAAAAAACUUUCUAGAGGUCUUUGGAAAAGAUUCAAGAAAGCAGAUUAUCUCCCUUGGGUGUGGCUUUGAUUCAACUUACUUCAGACUUAAAGCUAGUGGACAUCUUAAAAAUACAAUAUUUUGUGAGAUUGAUUUUCCAGAAGUUGUGAAGAGAAAAUGUCUUCUAAUUGACCACACUGAUGAGCUUCUUGCAUUAAUUGAGAAAAAUUCUGCACAGCCGUGCUCACCUCAUAUAGAAUUAAGUUGCUCGGAUUACCACCUUCUGGGAGUUGAUCUAACACAGCUGAACACACUAGAGGCUGCUCUCAAAAUCUGUGGUGUCAACUUUGAUGUCCCAACAUUGCUGCUUUCAGAAUGUGUACUGACAUACAUGACUCGCAGAUGUUCUACAGAGCUGGUGAAGUGGGCCUCUGAAACUUUUGAACAAGCAGUUUUUGGAAUGUAUGAGCAGAUUAAUCCAGAUGAUGCGUUUGGCCUCUUCAUGCAACAUCACUUUCAUUCUAUUGGCUCACCCCUUAAGUGUAUUAAUGCAUUCCCUACUCUGGAAUCACAGCUUAAACGUUUUCUCAACACAGGUUGGGUAUGGUGUGAGGCCUUUGAUAUGAACACAUUUUAUUAUCAAUUUGUACCAGCUGAAGAAAAAAGACGCAUUGAGUGCUUGGAGACAUUUGAUGAAUAUGAAGAAUUAAAUUUAAAGUAUUCCCAUUAUUUUAUUCUCACUGCAUCAACUACUCAUUUGGCUAAGAGCCUAAUUACCGAUAUAACUACAUCAAUUGAUUUCAAAGCAACUUUUUUGCCCCCAUCCGUGCCAAGUUCGUUAACCUUUGAACGAUUACCAGAGGAUGAUGAGUCAGUAAGAAGGUUUGGACAUGCAUCAAGCUUGAUUAGCAACAGAUAUGCUGUAACCAGUGGGGGUUUUGGUGAAAUUGAUGGCCGCCAUCAACGACUUUGUGAAAUUACUAUAACAGAUACAGUUGGGUUUAAAUCAUUUCAUGUGCCAUGCUACUUGAAUCAUGUACAGUAUUCACGAAUGCACCAUGCAUCGGUUACACUAUCGGAUGGAACAACAUUUCUGAUUGGUGGACGCCAGUCCCCUUACUUUAUGUGUGAUCAGAUGUUAAAAUUAAACUUAUUUAUCAGUUCCGAUCAUCAACAUUGUGAUUCACACACGAACAGUGGACUCUUGAAUUCUUUUGUGGAAAAAUCAACGGAAAACAUUUCAACACAGUCUUAUAAAAAUACUGAACUACAUAGUGAAAAACAUGUAGCCAGUAAAAGAACUUUGUCAUCGAAUUGCUUGAAAGAACACAAUACAGAGCCAAAAGAUGCACCUCCUCAGUAUAACGAUGAGAUGUCUAAUCCUUGUGAGCCUGAGGCAGUAAUCUGCUGUGAUAAAGCUGAUGAUAUAGAGUGUAACUUAUCCAACAAAGAUACUGAUUUGUCUGCAACGUCAUGGCCAUUUCAGCUUGGUCAUGUUGAGGUUAGCAUUGUUUCACAAAAAGGAUUUGUUCCAAAGGAAAGAUGGAGGCAUGCUGCUGUGGCUGUUGUUGUUGAUGGACAGGAAAAGAUAUUUAUUCAUGGCGGGAAAACAAAAUCAUGUCAGGUGUUAGGGGACAGUUUCCUGUUUGAUCCAGUCUCUAACUGCUGGAGUGAGUUAACAUGUACAGGGGAGGUGCCAGGGCCCCGUCACUCCCACUGUGUCAGUUACUGGAAUGGUCAUGUCAUCAUGACAGGUGGGGUGGAUCCCUACCAUGAGCCUAUUGCUGAUGUCUUGAGCCUGGACCUGGUCAGUGGGGUGUGGAGCAAGCUAAACAUCACAGGCACCCUGUACCCCAGAUAUUCCCAUACAGCGCACUUGGUGGAGGAUAAAAUUGUUUUAAUUGGUGGCGUCAACACACAUCACCCACCCCCUGGAGUUGCUGUCAUUAACUUAACAACACAAAGGUCAAUGGAGUUUGCCCUGCCUAACCAGGAGAAAAAAAAUCUUUUGAUGUUUCAUCGCCACACCUCCAUCCUGCUGGAUUCAGAUGACAUCAUUGUGUUAGGCGGAGGAGGAAAUUGUUUCUCAUUUGGCACACAUUUAAACCGCACUCCGGUCAUCCUUAGUGUUGAGUCAUGCUUAAAUGCGGUUUGAAUAUGUCAUCAUGCUAUCUUAUAUGUGGGCUGGCAACUUUAACUUAGACCACACACAAAUAUGAAUGCUUUUUCUUUUCUUGGUUACUAUUAUAAAUACUGUAUCAAAUAUUUCAUGUCUAAUCAAAUAUGAUCUUUUAUUUAAUUAAUGAGCUACUAAAUUUAAUUUAAUUUAAAAGUGUAAGGUUUAUAAUUUUCUGUCAUAUUGUUAAGAAAUAUUUUAACAUGUUACAAUACUAAUUUUUAGUAUUUUGGAUCUGUUUAAAAAACAGCAAAAGAUGAACUGUUAGGAUGGAUGUGUUCAACUUAACAAUCAUUUAUAGUUAUGGUGUGCUGGCUUAUAGACACAAUGUGUAAACUAAGACAACUAUCUUUAAGGUUUUUAUUUUCCCUUCCAAUCAAAGGAAAAUAAAUCCCAGUUAGAUGCUACAUUUUCUACAAGUUAUUUAUGUAUUUGAAAAAAAAAAUCAGUGUAAUUCACAUGACAAAAAGGUUUAAUUUGCAAAAGAUGUUACAGCUACUACAAUAUCUUGUAAAUUUUCUAUUUAUUUCUAGCUUACUAUUGUUGUGAUAGGAACUAAAGCCAAUUUGCUGAGAUUUAAUAAAUAGCUAAAUGUGACAAUGAGCCAUAUGUGGUGGGUACAUACACACUCUCAUGUUUCAACCACCAAUCCUGUAUGUUUUUUGCUGGUUGUUUGUGUGUUAAAAAUAAAUGUACUCUUUCACUGCUUGUGUAUGUGCUGUAUCUGCUGGACUCACUUAAGAGGGAUAACUCUUAAUUAUUUAUCUAUUAGUUUCAGUCUACAAUCUUAAAACUGUCAGUACAAUGGCACCAUCAUUUAUUGACACUUAAUGUAAGGAGAUGACUUAACAAUUUCAGAUUUCAAUACAGAUUUAUUUGCACAUUUUUUUAUGAUGGCCUCAUAUUUCUUUUGAAAUAAAUAUUGUAUGUUCAUUAAAUAGAAGUCUUAUAAUAAAAUAACUUUUGAAUAACACCUGAUUUCCUGUGGCUAGACUUGAUUAAAUACAUUUUGGUUUUCCUGGGUGAUGUUUUUUGUAAUGAUAAAUUUGUAUUUGCAACCCUGAUUUAUUUAUGUUAUAUGAAUAA
Molecule: messenger RNA, 3643 nt
Organism: Physella acuta
Lineage: Eukaryota; Metazoa; Mollusca; Gastropoda; Physidae
Product: tRNA wybutosine-synthesizing protein 4
Biological process (GO): wybutosine biosynthetic process; tRNA methylation
Molecular function (GO): protein binding; tRNA methyltransferase activity
Source: RefSeq, a predicted model, not a curated record